AUGAACGUUGUAACCACUACUAUUAAUAAGAAUACUACUAAACCAGUUGUUGCAAUAGUUGCUGCCUUAUUACCUAAAUAUGGUAUCGGUUAUAAAGGUAAAUUACCAUGGAAAUUAAAAAAGGAAAUGGAAUAUUUUAAAACAGUAACUACGUAUACUAAAGAUCCAUCGAAAGUGAAUGCUGUAAUUAUGGGUAGGAAAACAUGGGAAUCGAUUCCUAAAAGAUUUAAACCAUUGCCUAAUCGAUUAAAUGUAAUUAUAUCAAGACAGUAUAACAGAACGCUUGCUGAAGAAAAUAUUAAAGAAAAAAAUAUUGUAAAAUAUAAUGAUUUACAACAAAGUAUUAUCGAUUUACAAAACAGAGUAGAUAUUGAACGUAUAUAUAUAAUAGGUGGCGGUGAAAUUUAUAAUCAAACUUAUGGGAUAUGCUCACAUUUAUUGAUAACUGAGAUUACCAAUACGAAUAAUAGUAUGAACUUAGAAAUGGACACCUUUUUAGAUAGAGAUAAAAUUGAUAGUAGUUUCAUCAAAGAAACUAAUGAAACGAAGUGGUUUGAAUUUAUUCAUCAACACAAAGAUUUUAAUAAAGCUACUGGUUAUAACGAUAACGAUUAUUCUUUUGAUUUCACGUUAUAUUAUCAUAAAUGA
Saccharomycodes ludwigii is the source of this 648-nucleotide messenger RNA. It is a transcript of the gene DFR1, whose product is annotated as dihydrofolate reductase. Gene Ontology annotation, molecular function: dihydrofolate reductase activity; NADP binding. The transcript has a single exon. Gene Ontology annotation, biological process: dihydrofolate metabolic process; tetrahydrofolate biosynthetic process; glycine biosynthetic process. Gene Ontology annotation, cellular component: mitochondrion. NCBI's taxonomy places the organism in Eukaryota, Fungi, Ascomycota, Saccharomycetes, Saccharomycodales, Saccharomycodaceae. The record is from RefSeq and is a predicted model, not a curated record. Bases 1 to 648 code for a protein of 215 amino acids.